Morus notabilis is the source of this 1874-nucleotide messenger RNA. RefSeq names its product integrin-linked protein kinase 1. Gene Ontology annotation, biological process: protein phosphorylation. The record is from RefSeq and is a predicted model, not a curated record. Bases 132 to 1526 code for a protein of 464 amino acids. Lineage: Eukaryota; Viridiplantae; Streptophyta; Magnoliopsida; Rosales; Moraceae. Gene Ontology annotation, molecular function: protein kinase activity; protein binding; ATP binding. The transcript has 12 exons.
CGAGAAUUUAGCAGAAAUUAAGUAAAGUAUUACUACUAUUACAUUAUUAUUAUUAUCUUUCGAUAUUCCCUAUUUUUAUUUUCUUUCCUUUUCUCGAUCUGUCUGAAAGUUGAUACUGAAACGACACAAAAAUGGAGGCGACGAAAACGGCGCCGUUGAGAUUCACUCUGGGAAAGCAGUCGUCGAUGGCACCGGACCGGGACAUGGAGUCGCCGGGGAAGACGGCGCCGGAGGAGGACGACUCGGUGGAGGUGGAUCCCGGAGUGAGGCUUAUGUACUUGGCCAACGAAGGGGAUUUGGACGGAAUCAAGGAGCUCUUGGACUCUGGGAUCGACGUCAAUUUCUGCGACAUCGAUGAUCGGACGGCUCUCCAUGUCGCCGCUUGCCAGGGCCUCAACGACGUCGUCGAGCUGCUUCUAGACCGCGGCGCGAAGGUCGACACCAAGGACCGAUGGGGUAGCACUCCUCUUGCGGAUGCGAUUCAUUACAAUAAAGACGAUGUUAUCAAAACUUUGGAGAAACAUGGCGCCAAACAUCUGAUUGCUCCUAAUCCUAUGCACGUUAGACAUGCCCGUGAGAUUCCCGAGUACGAGAUUGAUCCAAAGGAGCUUGAUUUCACCAACAGUGUUGAGAUUGAUAAGGGGACCUUCCGUAUUGCGUCAUGGCGUGGAAUAGAGGUUGCUGUGAAGAAGCUCGGGGAUGGCUUGAUUUGUGACGAGGAUAAAGUGAGGGCAUUUAGAGAUGAACUUGCAUUGCUUCAGAAAAUACGGCAUCCAAAUGUAGUCCAGUUUCUGGGUGCAGUGACUCAAAGUAGUCCCAUGAUGAUUGUGACAGAAUAUUUGCCCAAGGGAGACCUUCGUGCAUUUUUGAAAAGGAAAGGGCCACUUAAAGCAACAACAGCUGUUAAAUUUGCACUCAAUGUUGCAAGGGGAAUGAGCUAUUUGCAUGAAAAUAAGCCAGAACCAAUAAUUCACCGUGAUCUUGAGCCUUCAAAUAUAUUGAGGGAUGAUUCUGGACAUCUGAAAGUAGCGGAUUUCGGAGUUAGCAAAUUGCUAACAGUUAAGGAAGAUAGGCCUCUGACUUGUCAAGAAACUUCCUGCAGAUAUAUGGCUCCAGAGGUUUUUAGAAAUGAAGAAUACGAUACCAAAGUGGAUGUAUUCUCUUUUGCUUUAAUCCUGCAAGAGAUGAUAGAAGGGUAUCCACCAUUUUCUGUUAAGCAAGAUAAUGAAGUUCAUAAAGCAUAUGCUGCCGGUGAACGACCACCUUUUAGGGCUUCUGCAAAGCAUUAUGCACACGGUCUUAAAGAGUUGAUUGUGGAGUGCUGGAACGAGAAGCCGGCUAAGAGGCCAACAUUCAGGCAAAUAAUAACUAGGCUCGAAUUCAUAUACAACCGUGUUGGUCAUAAGAGACGUUGGAAGGUUAGACCAUUGAAAUGCUUUCAGAAUCUGGAAGCCAUAUUGAGGAAAGAUCAUUCCAGUCCAAGCAGCCGCAGCCGUUCAUCGCGAUCUUCUGCCAGCGGCAUAUAGAUAGAAUUUUUUUUUUCCUUCAUUCAACGCAACAAUUAACACUAGAUUUUCCUAUUUUUUCUUUAUUCAAAAAGCAAAAAAGGAAAACGAAAACAAAAUUUCCUUUCCAGCACUGUGGCAAAAGCUUUUUUCCCAAAAUGGUAGCCAAGUUUUCUUCUGUGUAAUCCCACUGAUGGUUCAUGUUAAGAAAUAAUGCGUCCAUUUUUCCUCUGAAUUGAUUUCCGAGUCACUUGUAGCACACCCUGUUUAUGUACAUGUAAUUAUGACAAUUAUUUUCUCACAAUUAUUAUUAUUUUUUUCUUUCGCAUUAUGAGCUUAGAUUUGGGAACCUGAUCAAAGGUCCAGUGA